Vicia villosa (hairy vetch) is the source of this 1983-nucleotide messenger RNA. RefSeq lists its product as uncharacterized. Gene Ontology annotation, molecular function: nucleic acid binding; zinc ion binding. The coding region runs from base 1 to 1983 and encodes 660 amino acids. The transcript has 4 exons. NCBI's taxonomy places the organism in Eukaryota, Viridiplantae, Streptophyta, Magnoliopsida, Fabales, Fabaceae. The record is from RefSeq and is a predicted model, not a curated record.
AUGCAACAGAUGCAACAGCAGAAUCUGAUGAUGAUGCAGAUGAUGCAGGGUAUGCAGGGACAACAACCUCCUGCUCCAGUUCCUGUUCCACAAGCUCCAACAGGGCCAGAUUUUCGUGCUUUCUUCAGGAUGGAUCCUCCAGAAUUUGCAGGUAGUCUAGACCCAGUGGUAGCUCAUGAUUGGUUGGCUAGUAUGGAGAGGAUAUUUCAGGAAAUUCAGUGUAAUGAAGAAGAGAAGGUGAUUUUUGCUACUCAGAAGAUGAAAGGACCAGCUCUUAGGUGGUGGAAUACUGCAUCUACCUAUUUCACUACCCAGGAGAUCCCUAAAGACUGGCAUCAUUUCAAGGCGGCAUUUCUGGAGAAGUAUUUCCCUAACAGUGUUCGAACCCAAAGAGAAAGAGAAUUCCAGAAUUUCAAGCAAGGCAACUUGUCUGUUUCCGAGUAUGCUGAAAAGUUUGAAGACAUGGCUGAUUACUCACGACAGGCUGUUUAUGCUCCUGAUGAGUUAUGGAAGAUUGAUCAAUUCUUGAUGGGUUUGAGGGCCGACAUUGCUCAUAGUGUAUCCCAGAGGGAGUUUACUACUUAUGCUGAAUGUUUGAGAUGUGGCGAGUCGGGUCACAAAUCCCCGUUUUGUCCAAAGAAGAAAGAUCAGGAGAGGACUACAGGUCGUGUUUAUGUCUUAGAUGCAAGAAAGGCCAAAGGAAACAACAAUCUCAUCGCAGUUACUCCAUUACCCGAUCCUAUGGUCAUUUCUUCGGCAACAGAUGAUACCGUGGAGGCUCGACUGAUUUGUAAGGAUUGUUCAGUAUCUUUUAAUGGCUGUGACUUUCCGAUCGAUCUAAUUUGUUUACCUCUUAAGAGACUUGAUGUCAUUCUUGGAAUGGAUUGGUUGUCUCUUAAUUCGGUAUAUAUUGGUUGCAAGGAAAAAGCCAUAUUCAUUCCUGCUAAAGAAACAUCCUCCGAUGAUGCAAUUACCAAGUGGAUUGAAGGUACGAUCAGCGCGGUCAAUUAUCUCUUUUCACAAGAAAGAUCUUUUCUUUUGGUUCUUUCCGAGGAACCCUCCGUGAGAGUGGUAUUGUCGGAGAUACCUGUAGUGUGCGAAUAUCCUGAUGUCUUUCCUGAGGAUAUCACUUCUCUUCCUCCGGAAAGGGAAGCGGAAUUCUCAAUUGAUCUUAUUCCUGGUACUGCCCCAGUUUCUAUCACUCCAUAUAGGAUGUCUCCUAUUGAACUCAGAGAACUGAAGAGCCAGCUAGAAGAGCUUCUAGCUAAGCAUUUUAUUCGGCCCAGUGUUUCUCCAUGGGGAGCGCCUAUUCUAUUGGUGAAAAAGAAGGAUGGGAGUAUGCGUUUGUGCAUCGACUAUCGUCAGCUGAAUAAGUUUGUAGUGAUCUUCAUUGAUGACAUCUUGGUGUAUUCACGUUCUCCGGAAGAACACGUAGAGCAUUUGCGGAUUGUGUUAUCUACUCUUCGAGAGAAGCAAUUGUAUGCCAAGUUCAGUAAGUGUGAAUUCUGGCUAUCCGAAGUAAGUUUCCUUGGUCACGUCAUCUCAGGAGGAGGCGUGGCAGUAGAUCCUUCUAAAGUAGAAGCGGUGGUGAAUUGGGAUCGACCGAAGAGUGUGACAGAAGUCAGAAGUUUCCUGGGUUUGGCAGGUUAUUACCGGAGAUUUAUCAUGGGAUUCGCUAAACUAGCAUUACCAUUGACAAGACUUACUCGGAAGGAGGUUGCAUUUGAGUGGGACUCUGAAUGUGAGGAGAGUUUUCAGAAACUUAAGAAGAAGUUGACUACUGCACCUGUACUAGUGAUUCCAGACCCAGACCGAUCUUACGAAGUGUUCUAUGAUGCUUCUAAGAAAGGUUUAGGCGGAGUAUUGAUGCAAGACGGUAAAGUCGUGGCUUAUGCGUCUCGACAAUUGAAAUCUCAUGAAGAGAAUUACCCUACUCAUGAUCUUGAGCUUGCGGCAAUAGUCUUUGCGCUUAAAGUGUGGUGA